This is a messenger RNA of Betta splendens (Siamese fighting fish), 3594 nucleotides long. Its product is annotated as probable chitinase 10. Gene Ontology annotation, cellular component: extracellular region. The coding region runs from base 75 to 3005 and encodes 976 amino acids. The record is from RefSeq and is a predicted model, not a curated record. Gene Ontology annotation, molecular function: chitinase activity; chitin binding. The transcript has 23 exons. Gene Ontology annotation, biological process: chitin catabolic process; carbohydrate metabolic process. Lineage: Eukaryota; Metazoa; Chordata; Actinopteri; Anabantiformes; Osphronemidae.
AGGUGGAUCAGAGGUCCAAGAGGCCACUCAGCUGCAAACAGAUCGCUCUGAGGAAACGAGGCACCUGACACAACAUGGCUCGGCUAACGCUCCUCACGGGUCUGUCCCUUCUGUUGUGCCUUCAAAUAGUGUCUUCACUGAAGCUGGUGUGCUACUUCACCAACUGGUCCCAGUACAGACCAGGUGUUGGCAAGUAUCUGCCUGCCAACGUAGACCCCAACCUCUGCACACAUCUGAUCUACGCCUUCGCAAUCGUGAGCCCCACGAACGAGCUGACGACCUACGAGUGGAACGACGACAUUCUCUACAAAGCCUUCAAUGACCUCAAGCACAGGAACCCUGAACUGAAGACUCUGUUGGCUGUUGGUGGGUGGAACUUUGGAACAGCACAAUUUACCAUCAUGGCUUCGUCCCCUGCUAAUCGCCAGAGGUUUAUCCAGUCCACGAUCAAAUUCUUGAGAUUCUAUGGCUUUGAUGGAUUGGACCUGGACUGGGAGUACCCUGGAGCACGAGGAAGCCCGCCAGAGGACAAGAAAAGGUUUACGGUGCUCUGCCAGGAAUUACUUGCUGCCUUCGAAAAAGAAGCUGCUGAGACCAGGAAGCCGCGACUGAUGCUCACGUCUGCAGUGGCUGCUGGGAAGGCAAACAUUGACAACGGCUACGAGAUUCCUGAAGUGUCAAAGGUGUUUGACUUCAUAAAUGUGAUGACCUAUGACUUCCACGGAGCGUGGGACUCGCACACAGGCCACAACAGCCCUCUGUUCCGCAGCCCCGAAGAUCAGGGCGACCACGUCUACUUCAAUGUGGAUUUUGCCAUGAAGUAUUGGAGAGAUCAAGGCGCUCCCGUGGAAAAGCUGAUUGUUGGUUUUCCGACGUACGGACGCACGUUCCGCACUUUAUCAGCAGCCGACGGACUCGGGGCGCCGGCCAGCGGUCCGGCCUCCGCUGGACCCUACACCCGGGAAGCAGGAUUUUGGUCCUACUAUGAGAUCUGCACUUUCCUCCAAGGAGGCAGUGUUCGCUGGAUUGAUGAACAAAUGGUUCCCUAUGCCAUUAAAGGCAAUGAAUGGGUUGGAUUUGAUAACAGGCAAAGCUUUGCAAUCAAGGCACAAUUUGUGAAAGAUUACAAUUUUGGAGGAGCCUUCGUCUGGUCUCUGGACCUGGACGACUUUGCAGGACAGUUCUGUGGACAAGGGCCCAACCCUCUGAUCAGUUACCUGCGCUCCCUUUUGGAUUCAGAUGUGCCCCCACCCACGCAUCCACCAGUGACUACCACUAAACCAGUUACUACAAAUACUACAUCGACCACUGGCAAAACCACCACCACUGGUAAACCCAGCACUACAACUGAGUCUGUAAGUGGUUUCUGUGCCGGGAAAGUAGAUGGGCUCUACCAGAAUGACGAGGACAGGAACACGUUUUACCAGUGCAACAGCCAAGACACACACCUCCACAGAUGUCCCAUUAAUCUAGUUUUUAGUGACAGCUGCAAGUGCUGUGACUGGCAAAACCAAGCUGCUUGGCUCUCCCAUUUACCAGUAGUGAGAGCUCAUCGAAGCACAAUUACCAUGAUCAAGCUGAUUCUAACUGCAGGUCUCUGCCUUUCACUGGUCGGCUUGGGUUCACCCUCCAGACUGGUGUGUUAUUUCACUAACUGGUCCCAGUACAGACCUGGAGAGGGGAAGUUUAUGCCUGUGGAUAUUGAUCCGAACCUGUGUACACACCUGAUCUACGCCUUCUCUGGCAUUAACGACGUCAAUGAACUGGUCACUAUUGAGUGGAAUGAUGAUCAACUCUACACGUCCUUUAAUGGACUCAAACAGAGAAAUCCAAAUCUUAUAACACUGUUGGCAGUGGGAGGCUGGAACUUCGGGACACAAAAAUUCACUACAAUGGUGUCAACACAAGCCAACAGAAACACCUUUGUCCAGUCUUCCAUCAAACUACUGAGGAAAUACGGCUUUGAUGGGCUGGACCUGGACUGGGAAUACCCCGGCGCACGGGGCAGCCCUGUGGAGGACAAGCAGAGAUUCACUGUGAUAUGUCAGGAACUCCUGGAGGCCUAUACGGCCGAAGGAAGAGCAUCCGGCAAGCCCCGGUUAAUUAUCUCUGCUGCUGUUGCUGCUGGGAAAGGAACCAUCGAUGCUGGAUACGACAUCGCAGAGAUGGCAAAGUACGUGGAUUUCAUUAAUGUGAUGACGUAUGACUAUCAUGGCUCUUUUGAUACAGUGACAGGACAUAACAGCCCCUUAUACAAAGGAGCCCAUGACACCGGCGACAAUGUUUACUUAAAUACUGACUUCUCUAUGAGGUUCUGGCGGGACAAGGGAGCCCCUGUAGAGAAACUAAACAUGGGGUUUGCCACAUAUGGACGAACGUUUCAACUGUCGACUCAGUCCAGUGGCGUCGGUGCACCGACCAGCGGUCCCGCUGCUGCUGGUGCUUUUACAAGGGAGGCUGGCUUCUGGUCCUAUUAUGAGAUUUGCCCUUUUCUUCAAGGGGCGACUGUCACCAUGAUGGAGGAUCAGAAGGUUCCCUACGCCACCAAACUAAAUCAGUGGGUUGGAUACGACAGCAGAGAAAGUUUUGAGACUAAGGUGCGUUACCUGAAAGACAACGGAUUUGGAGGAGCCUUUGUCUGGGCUCUGGAUCUGGAUGAUUUCAAAGGACAGUUCUGUGGACAGGGAAACUACCCCCUCAUCAGCCACAUUCACUCUCUUUUGACAGCUGCUCCUUCCACUACAGAAUAUCCUUUGACUCCAGAGCCGAAAGUGACUCAGUCUACAAACACAGACCAAGUGCAAGCAACAGCUGCCCCGGGACGUACUUCAUCAGCGCACGACAACUUCUGUGCCACAAAGCCUGGUGGGCUCUAUGUCAAGCCCAAUGAUCCACAUUCAUAUUACAGCUGUGGGCAUGGCCGCACCUGGGUCAUGCAAUGCCCAGCAAAUUUAGUAUUUCGAGACACGUGCAAGUGCUGCGACUGGCCCCCCAUUGUCAUGUAGGUCACGGGCUGUGAUUACUGUUAUUCGUCUCAGAGAGAAGUUAAUAAAGUGCAUUCAGUAGUUUGGUAAAUGGUUAUUACCUUCUCUUACUGGUGGUAUGAUGCCACUUCCUGUCUAGGUUCAGUUCCUGUGUAAUCACUGUCAUCACCCACACCCAUGUCAUCAGUUCCCUGUUUCAUGCGGUGUCCUGUCCCCAUUAACGUUCCUCUGUUUUAUGUUCUGUUCCUGUCUAUCUAGUUUCGUUUGUCUGCCUUUAGCAGUCCCUGGCCUCACUAGCAGAGCCACACGAGCUGAGUUCAUCUAAAAUUAGUAAACUACGUUGAUCAAAAGCAUUUACAUCUUAUUGUUUAGGAAACUCAUGCAACAGCAAUGCUGGAAUCCUGGAUUCUUAUUUUCCUCAAACAUCCUCAUUUCAUUCAUUUUUACUGCCCUCAACACGCAGGUAGACAAUGUAGGGAGUUGCCUCAUGCAUCGCCAUCAUGUGGGAGUUGGUGGACAGGUUAAGCUCACGUGUGUGUGUGUGUGUGUGUGUGUGUGUGUGUGUGUGUGUGUGUGUGUGUGUGUGUGUGUGUGUGUGUGUGUGUGUGUG